This is a messenger RNA of Melopsittacus undulatus (budgerigar), 3473 nucleotides long. RefSeq names its product transmembrane 4 L6 family member 1-like. The transcript has 3 exons. Bases 28 to 381 code for a protein of 117 amino acids. Gene Ontology annotation, cellular component: membrane. Lineage: Eukaryota; Metazoa; Chordata; Aves; Psittaciformes; Psittaculidae. The record is from RefSeq and is a predicted model, not a curated record.
CAAUGCUGAUGGUCUUUUCCCUUUCAGAUGCUGCUGUCAGUGGUCCUGGCUGUUCUGGGAUUUGCUGGAGGAGCAUACUGUGUGGUCAUCUCCUCACUGGGGCUGAUUGGGGGCCCUCUGUGUGACACAGGUGAUGGAGAAUACCUCUAUCCUUUCAGGAAUGACACUCUGGAAGGCAAUUAUUUGUUCAAUCAGACAACAUGGAGCAUUUGCAAAGAACCUGAAAACAUCAUCCUUUGGAAUAUCAUCCUUUUCUCUAUUCUCCUGGCCAUUGGUGUGAUUGAAGCUGUUCUUUGUUUUAUUCAAGUCAUCAAUGGACUCACUGGCUUCAUAUGUGGCACAUGCAUGAGGAAAAGAAAGACAAAUAUUUCUGGAAUGUGAAUGACCUCCAGGACAAGCACUGAGCUGCCGAUUCACAUACAAUAAGGAUAGUGCACUGUGAUGUAUUUAUGAGGGGGCAAUAGAGAAAACCUAAAAUGCCACAAGUUUCAUGGGGGAAAUGAAUUUUUUCAUAAAGAACUCAGGGUGGAAAAGAUCUGGAUCACUUAGAUCUGAGACUGCAGCUUUUAAUCUCUCUAAAUAUAUCUACUAGAUCUAUGUAGGUAUUGGCAAAAACACCAAUGUUUCUGGUCCUGACUGCCAUACUUGAACAUAAAACACAACAGUCCCCAUAUAAACCUCACCACUUGUCCCUUGUGUAUAUGGGAAUCUGAACCAUUGUUAAUGUACACAUUUAUCAGCUUCACCAAGCAGGAGCUCUCUGGCUGGAUGUAAAUAACCUCCCAUCUCUGAAAAUAUCCCACCAUGAGCUCCAGCUUGUUGCUAUUAACUUGCUAACUGGGCACUUACAGAUUUCAAUUAGGAUGUGCAUGGAACAUAUUGGGUGGCAUAUGUGACACCAUAGAGGCAGGCAACUGAAGCACAGUUUUCAGCCACUUUGGAGCCAAAUCCCCUCGUGCCCAUUCAGUAGCUUGCUGUCAUGCUUGACAAAGUCCAGUGCACUUCUAAAUCAGUUCUUCAGAAGCAUCUAAGAGAUGUGGCAUUUGAGUCUAUAUAGAUAAUAGGGGUUGCAGCAAGAGUUUAGAGAUGUCUGGUUUCAUGAAACAGUGGAGAACCUCACCACCAAUUUUGCCACCCAGAGACUGCAUAGGAAUUUCACUGAUUUCUACAAAGGUCUGUAGGGCUGUUCUAGAAUAGGACACAUGGACAAAGCAAUUAACUGGUAAAGAUAAGCAUUACAUCGAUAAAGGUAGUAAUUACAUGCAGCUUCGUAGCAAAUAAGAGAUACAAUCUGAAAGGCAACAAAUUGCAUCAGUCUUGGUGUUAACAGCUACAGUAAUCCCAAGUGUGAACUGCAUAAUUUCCUCAUCACUACUCAAGAUUAAGGCCUUGAUGCUGAAGUCCAUGACCAACAAAUUUCAGAAGCCCCAUCAUUUCAGUGACUUCCUCAAAGGUUAAUUCCUGCAUGUGCCACUGACUUCACUGAGUCAGCCAAACUGUAAGAUGAUCUUUAUCCAUCCUGAAUGCACGUACACAGUUGUGAAAAUCUGAAUAUAUUUAAAGCAUUUGGAGUCCAUUUUUCACAGAGAAACACUGAUGUUUUGUCAGUCAAAAGUUGUUCACAUUUCUGCAUUGUAGCAUAGGAGCAAGUUAUCUGAGCACAGUUAAUGCAGACACAUGUGGCUGUGCUGUCCUCUAAUGCAGCACACAAAAUGCUUUGUAUUAGUGUCCCAUUUAUACAAAAUGGGGAAGAAAACAUCAGCUGUGCUAGAUGAGGAGCAUGAGUAUACUGCCUUGGAGCAUCGCUUCAUCCCUAAAGCAGGAAAUUUGACACAUAAAACUUAAAAGUACCUUUUGUAAAAGAAAAAGAUGUGUAAGACUUGUCAAAGUUUGCAGUCGUAGCUAGGAGCAUCCAAACCUGCCAGGUGGCUUAAAUGGUUCAUGUCCAUUGUCAGCAGUGAAGCCUGGGCAGUGCUAUGAUAUAAAGCAGACAUCAAAAUAAAGCCAACUGAUUCAACCAGGAAAAGACUCAAGGAGGCAGUUAGAAGCAAGGAUAUUCAUCAUGCAGUCAGGCACAGACAGACUCCUUCAUCAGCAGAGGUGCUCUAUGAGCUCUUCAUGGUCCCUAAACACCAACCCUGUCUUUAUCCUUUAGUCUUGCCUCCUUGACUCUCAUCUCAAUGAUAGAGCCAGUUUAGGCUGUGCCAGCACAGGGAAAGGGAGCGGUAUCCAGGGGCAUACACCACCUCCAGCAUGGAAAAGUGCAUGCACUGUACUGCUGCCAUCUGCUUGCUCCAAGCUGUUCUGCCCUGGUGGUGCUCAGUGUCAUGACUGCGUGCUUACAGGGACACCUCUGUCCUGACAACUGUGUGAUCACUGGCCUCCCUGAUAUAUGUAAAUAUUAAAUAUUGUCAUUCUGAGGUGAUUUUUCUGUCUUGGCUUGUGUGACCUGAAGGACUUCAAACUAGCUCCAGCAGGAAGAGACAUGGAACAACACAGAAAACAGAGUUAAAGUGUCUAGCUUGAACCACCAAAAAGCAGUCUUUUCUGGGACAGGCAUCAAGCUACGUAGUCGAUGGAGAGAGGUAGCCUUCCUCCACCGCACACUGAAAGAGAUGACUAAGGCAAAUGGGAGGCAUUGCCUUUCUGGGCAAGAUUGGAACUGGAUCUGCAAGUUGGAACUAGAUGAUCUUGAGGUCCUUUCCAACCCUUACCAUUCUAUGAUUCUAUGAAGAUCCAGUUGUCUACCCUAGACAGGAGCAUUUGGUGCCAUUUGAAAUGCAGCAAAGCAUCCUGCCCAUCCUCCAGAUGCAAUGUAGUACAUGUCUUCUGUCAUACCUGAGGGCCACUCGCAGAUGUCUAGAGACCCAAGUAUCUCAGCUGGAGCUACCAACACAGGGGAGUGGGUGACCAAGGCAAUGCCUCUCUCUUAGAAGCUAAAGAGUCACUUACCCAAGAUGCAUAAAGGUGGCUAAAAUUUGGUGAAAUCUUCGUGUUUUUUUGGAUUGCCUUAUUCACCUUUUGCAUGAGUCAAAGCCUGACCUCGCAGAAGUAUCAUGAGAGCCUUCUCUGGGAGCCGAUCAGCACAUAGCAACUGGGGCAGCUGCUCACAUCAGGCACUGCAGGGAGACCUGCAAAUCCAGGCUUUUCUGGGCUUGGCUUCAGAAGAAAAUGACUACAUAAUACUACUACUACUAAGUUAAAUUUGGACAGAGUUGGGUGAAAUAAAGAUAACGUGUUCCAGGAUUGGGAUUACUACAGAUUUCAAGGGGUUUUGUUGGUGGUGUUGGUUUGGGGUUUGGUUUGGGGUUUUUUCCAAAAUGGAAUUAUUUCAGGGAAAUCUCCUAAGAAAGGAAGAGGCAUUUUGUCUCUGAAAUAUGUUAUGCAUUGGACACAUGAAGAAUUUAGUAAAACUAAAGAACUCAUAAUAUACUUCUACAUCUAUCUUUAAUCUCUAAUCAUAGCCCGCCAGG